Phascolarctos cinereus (koala) is the source of this 775-nucleotide messenger RNA. NCBI's taxonomy places the organism in Eukaryota, Metazoa, Chordata, Mammalia, Diprotodontia, Phascolarctidae. The record is from RefSeq and is a predicted model, not a curated record.
UCCACAGCUCGGCACCCGGCUUCUCCGGGGAAACUCUGCUCUGGCGGCUGAGAUGAGCUUGCUUUGGACUUGACUCUGCCCAGAUACCCUCCCCCUCAUCUCCCUGCCCUAUACUCCUAGUCCUCUGGGGAAGGAAAACUCAGACUUCCCCGGCCCUCUCCUUGGGGCGCCUCCCCUCCCCAGGUCGCGUUGGGGAUCCGAACUCACCGGCCAUUUUAGUAUUGCACUAAUGGACAUUUGAAAGUACUUUUUACCAAACAUCUACAAAAAUGGAAACAUCAUCUCUGCUUUCAUCACUGAACGAUGAAUGCAAAUCAGACAACUACAUUGAACCUCAUUAUAAGGAAUGGUAUCGGGUAGCUGUUGAUACUUUAAUACAGAAUGGAUUAGAAGCAUACCAAGAAUUUCUUGCCAAAGAGCGAUGUUCAGAGUUUCUGGCUGAGGAGGAAAUUGACUAUAUAUUGAAAAAUGUUCAGAAGUUUGCACAAAGCACAGCCCAUGGCUCUGACAAUUCUUGUGAUGACACCUCUUCUUCAGGAACAUACUGGCCCAUAGAGUCUGAUGUGGAAGCGCCAAAUUUGGAUUUGGGAUGGCCCUAUGUGAUGCCUGGACUACUGGGAGGUACCCAUAUAGAUCUGCUUUUCCACCCACCACGAGCACAUUUUCUUACCAUAAAGGAAACCAUUCGCAAGAUGAUCAAAGAAGCAAGAAAGAAGUCUAGUUUUCAUGAUAAGGUAUGAAGACAUCUUGGUGUAGUGAAAAUAAUGCCAUCCGG